Molecule: messenger RNA, 2398 nt
Organism: Triticum aestivum (bread wheat)
Lineage: Eukaryota; Viridiplantae; Streptophyta; Magnoliopsida; Poales; Poaceae
Exons: 2
Coding region: 1024-2061 (345 amino acids)
Source: RefSeq, a predicted model, not a curated record
GGGCAGGGGGUCCGCCGAAGGCAGCCCAGCCAAUGUCGCGGGGCGUGCGGGACUUGCUGCUGGGCGUGCUGGUCACGGCAUGGGUCAUGGUGGUUUCAAUGGUGGUCGAGGCGGAUACGGUGCUGGUCGCGGAUACGAUGGAGGAUAUGAUGGUCGUGGUUGGAACCAAUGGAAUAAUGGUGGAGGUCGCGGAUUCGCCGGGAAUCAAUGGCAGCGGAACUUUAACCCUCCACCCGGCGAGUUUGUUGAAGGCGCCACGGGUCCUCAUUACCGUCAGAGAGGUGGUCGAGAUGGGGGUGGUCGUAACCCUCCUCCACGCCGUCCGUUUGUACCGAAGGCGGCACCCAAACCGGUCCUCCCGCUGAAGGGGACUGUCAGUGGGGCGACCAAAGUGGCAGAUGCCGCCACUUCCUCUUCUGCAGCGCUACCAGAGGCGGCGGUGGUUAAGGCUCUGGCUGGGGUCACCAUUCCAACUUCCACACCUUCAGAUGACAAAGAUGGCCACAGUGACAAAUGUAAUGAUAAAGCGGAUGCGGUGCGUGCUAACAAAGCGGCACGCAAGAAAGAAAAAAUGACUUGUUAUCGUUGUGGUGUGCCGGGCCACUUUGUGAUUGACUGCACGGCGGUGCUUUGUGAUAUAUGUUUGAAGUCGGAACACUCAUCUGGCGACUAUCUGUUGCUUUUGGUGCCUAUACCUGUGGUGAACAUUUAUGGUGUCUGUACUACCAAGCUUAUGUUCUUUGAGACUCCAUGCACGAUUUCAGUGACUCCUGCGGUAGACAAUUCGAAGUUUGGUCUGGUCAGGGUUACUCAGGGGACAUUGACAGAGGAACAGGUGUGUCAGCAGCUCAGACGGCUAGUGUCUGAGUCUUUUCACUGGUCUCUCGUCAGGAUGGAGGAUCAGGUUUACAGAGUGGAGUUCCCUAGGAGAGAGGACCUUCACCACCUGCUGAAGUGUGGACCCAGUAAGGUGCCCGGAAGUAAGUGCAUUCUUGAGUUUGAUGAGUGCAAAAACCUGAGCCAAUGGGGAUACCGCUAGAAAAGGUUUGGGUCAGACUCUCAGGAGUUCCAGAGACUCUUCUUAAUGACUAUCUUAUUGUUGUGAGUCUUGGCUCUCUGUUAGGUAAAACAGAGAAGGUGGACAUGCCAUUCACAGGCCUGCAUGGAGAGGUGAGGCUACUUGUCGGUGUUGUGAAUGCGGAUUAUAUUCCAGACUUCGUACCAUGGACUUAUGAUGGGAUGUCUUAUGAUCUCGAUAUUGUGGUUGAGGAGGUUCAGCAGGCAAAUAAUAAUUAUGGGAAUACUGAUGUUGAUAUGACUGAUGGUGGAGAUGGUAGUCGUGAUGGUGGUGGCGACCCAGGGAUGGGAGGCAACCCCAGCGACCACAGUGGAAAGGACAAGCCGGCCAGAAAACCCACACAAUCGACUGAGCCGAAGACCGACAAGGGGUCGGCACCCCCAACCACUCCGGCAGCAUCUCUCCGUUUUGGUUCGUUUCAGGCGAUGUCCGCACCGAGUCGUCUUUGGGGUGACCGUGUGGAGAUAGAGGACUCUGAUGAUGAUCUUCCAACACAGGGGGUGGUGGUGGAGGAGCACCGACAGAUGACGAAUGAGGUUCCACCGCAGCUGACGUCUCCUCGCCGCCCAGUCACCCCAGUGGUGACAGAGGUGUCUAUGGCGGCGGUGACAGUGGAGGGACGGCCGUCGGCGAUCUUGCCUUCUCCUACAGUGGAGGGCUCUAGACCAUCUCGCUCUUUGUCACCACGUUCGACCAGCUCGACACAGGUGGUGUCCAGGUCGGGCAAUGAUGAUAGCACAUCGGCGGAGAUCUGUGCUUCGGAUGUCGCGAAUACUGAUACCGUGGUGGAGCAGUUCGGGAGGCCGGUGUCUCCCAUUGCUUCUGACUUAGUCGGGCAUACGGCUGGCGGCCACAGCCCGGCCGGAGUCGCUUUGGAGGACGUCAUCGCCUUUGGAGGUAUUCCGAAACCUAGUUCCGGUAACAGACGGUUCAGUCACCGGAUCCAGGGUCGGCCGGACGCGGAUGACAUACAGAUGGGGUGAGCCAUGAGGGCCGCCAAACUUUGAGACAUUGAAGUUCAUACAGGUUAUCUACAAAGCUACAGCCUGGAUCCGUAUAUGAUCGUUACUCACUCAUGCGGACUACAGGGGGCCUAUGGUUAUUGGGUGCAACCGCUGGGAGACGGUAGCACGAGCUAUUUUCAGCCGAUUUGGAUGGCGAGUUAAUAAUAGGCUAGGUGUGUAGACAUCGUAGUCUGUUCUUUAUCACCGGAUGUGGCGCUUUAUUGCCGGAUGUGGCACUUUGCAUACUUAGUUUCUCCUUUUUUGCUCGGAUUUUGAGCUUCAUUGGAUGUUAAGACUCUGUUUCGAUUUCUAAUAA